Messenger RNA from Raphanus sativus (radish), 1231 nucleotides. Its product is annotated as annexin D7. The transcript has 4 exons. The coding region runs from base 81 to 1031 and encodes 316 amino acids. The record is from RefSeq and is a predicted model, not a curated record. Gene Ontology annotation, cellular component: cytosol; cytoplasm. Gene Ontology annotation, molecular function: calcium ion binding; calcium-dependent phospholipid binding. Lineage: Eukaryota; Viridiplantae; Streptophyta; Magnoliopsida; Brassicales; Brassicaceae.
UGCCUCUACGGAUCUACCACAUCAUUCAGAAAACAAAGAACAAAAACAUAGAGAGAUAGAGAUAUUCACUUGUCCAAAAAAUGGCGUCUCUCAAAGUUCCCGCCAAUGUUCCUCUUCCAGAAGAAGACGCAGAGCAGCUCCAGAAGGCCUUUAAGGGAUGGGGAACCAACGAAGGGAUGAUCAUAUCAAUCUUGGCUCACAGAAAUGCCGAGCAACGCAGCUUCAUCCGUGCUGUUUAUGCAGCUAACUACAAUAAGGAUCUUCUCAAGGAAUUAGACAAAGAGCUAUCUGGUAACUUCGAGCGAGCUGUGAUGUUGUGGACACUUGAACCAGCGGAAAGAGAUGCGUAUUUGGCCAAGGAAUCGACAAAAAUGUUCACUAAAGACAAUUGGGUUCUGGUUGAAAUCGCUUGUACUAGAUCUUCACUUGAGUUUUUCAGGGCCAAGCAAGCAUACCAAGUUCGCUACAAGACAUCUAUUGAGGAAGAUGUGGCAUAUCAUACAUCUGGAGAUGUUCGAAAGCUCUUGGUUCCUCUUGUGAGCACAUUUAGGUACGAUGGAGAUGAAGUAAACAUGAUGAUUGCAAAGUCUGAGGCUAAGAUACUUCACGAGAAGAUGGAGGCAAAGGAUUACAAUGAUGGAGAUCUCAUCAGAAUCUUGACAACAAGAAGCAAAGCUCAAAUCGGUGCAACACUCACUCACUUCAAAAACAAGUUCGGAACUUCCAUUACAAAAUACCUAAAAGAAGAUUCCGACAACGAAUAUGUUCAGCUACUUAAAGCCGUGAUCAAAUGCUUGACUUAUCCAGAGAAGUACUUUGAGAAAGUUCUACGUCAAGCCAUCAAUAAAUUGGGAACUGACGAGUGGGGACUUACUAGAGUGGUCACCACACGAGCUGAGUUCGACAUGGAACGGAUCAAAGAGGAAUACUUACGCAGGAACAGUGUCCCACUUGACCGAGCCAUUGCCAAAGACACUCAUGGAGACUAUGAGGAUAUUCUUCUAGCUCUUAUCGGACAUGGCCAUGCUUGAAGUUAAAACAAUAUUUGCGAGCAAAAUAUUAUUAUUAUUGUGUUUAAUAAAACAGUUGUGAACUUGUGAUUGGUCUUGCAUACAACCUGGUAAUGUUGAAUGAUUUAUGAGUGUUUUCAGUUUCUUUUGUUUGAUUUCAGCAGUUAAUGUCACUCUUUCAUCUUUCUCAGAACUGAAUAAACCAAAGAAUUUUUUUUUUU